UCCAUUUCUGAUCAUUCAACACACCAAGGACUCAAUAUCAACUUCAGUAAGCAUCUCAAUUUCUACAAAGAAAAAUGAACCCCCUUUUGCUACUACUCUCACUUUCAAUUAUCCCAUUUAUCUUAGCAGCUUCAUCACCAUCUCCAGUUCUUGACAUCAAUGGCGACAAAGUCCGAGCAGGUCCUAACUACUUCAUUUUACCAGUGAUCCGAGGAAGAGGAGGCGGGCUUGCCCCAACCAACGUUAAACAAAACAAUAUUUGUCCUAGGGACAUCAUCAUGCAAUGGAACUAUAAUGACCCAGGACUGCCUGUGGUUUUUACACGUCUGGACGCCAAAAAAGGUGUUGUUCGUUUAUCAACUGAUCUUAAUGUCAGGUUUUAUACUCCAACUAGUUGUAAUAGAGAAACUAUUUGGAAACUUGGGCCUUAUGAUGACAAGUUGAAGCAGUACUUUGUGGUGACUGGUGGAGUUGAAGGUAAUCCGGGUAAGCAAACUUUGAGCAGUUGGUUCAAGAUUGAGAAAUUAGAGAAACAUUACAAGUUCGUGUUCUGCCCAAGUGUAUGCAAAAUUUGUAAAGUUAUUUGCAAAGAUGUUGGCAUAUUCAGGACUAAGGAUGGAGUCAGGUUUUUGGCUCUGAGUGACACUCCACACAGGGUCAUGUUCAAGAAGACUUUCUGAUCCUACAAUUUUCUCCAGUUUAUGGUCAAUUGGGAGCUUUUCAAUUUCCAAUAGUAUUCUGCUUCCUCUGAUGUAAUCUUGCUUGUGUUCAGUUCGUUAAUUUGAAGUAUUUUGAACAUGUAAUCUUCUUCUCUACUGGAUUGUUGUUUAUUCC
Lycium barbarum (goji berry) is the source of this 834-nucleotide messenger RNA. Its product is annotated as kunitz trypsin inhibitor 5-like. The record is from RefSeq and is a predicted model, not a curated record. Lineage: Eukaryota; Viridiplantae; Streptophyta; Magnoliopsida; Solanales; Solanaceae. The transcript has a single exon. Bases 75 to 680 code for a protein of 201 amino acids. Gene Ontology annotation, molecular function: endopeptidase inhibitor activity.